Molecule: messenger RNA, 4494 nt
Organism: Bolinopsis microptera
Lineage: Eukaryota; Metazoa; Ctenophora; Tentaculata; Lobata; Bolinopsidae
Exons: 15
Coding region: 56-3787 (1243 amino acids)
Molecular function (GO): protein binding
Source: RefSeq, a predicted model, not a curated record
AGAUUACAUUAUUUUUUUAAUAGGUAUAGCGCACGAUGAAGGCAUAUGGUAGAAAAUGAUGAAUGACAAUGGCAAGUUUGUUGAUAGUAUAGUUGAUGGACAUCUUUCUGUUAAACCGACAGGGACCAUAGCUGCUCUCCUACCCUGGCCUAAGAAAUGGAUAUCAUGUGAUCUGAUCGACGGAUUGCUGCGUAUUUACAACAAAGAGGCUGACGAGGAGUGCCAAACUGUGAUACACUUACCUGGCUCUGAGUUUGCUGUAGACUCUAAAGAGCCGCUCCAGUUCUCGGUGGAUGUUAAACAUCCUCAGGUGGAGCAACAUCACUUCAGAGCAGAAAGUAACCAGGACUACACACUGUGGAUAGACACAGUGCGCGCGUGUGGCGCUUCCUCGCGUUCCACGCGGCGCACCCUCUCCUCCACCACAAGUUACAGCUCGCGCAGUUCCCUCAUCAGUAGGUGUAGUAGUACGGACACUGACGCAGGGAACUGUAAUGGGGAUCAGAUCGACGGGAUUACUAGGAGACUACAGUCACUAGAGGAGAGUGUUUACAGUAGUGAGGAGUUUAUUUCAGAUAGUAAUCAGACGAGACUGUCAGCUCUUCAGCAAGAAGUGGAAACACUAAAGAAGUCGCUAGAAAAGUCGAGCUCAGUUUCACAGCGCACUUCACUGGAAAGACACUUCUCUAAUAAUUCAGACAAGGACAAGAUCGACAUCUUGGACGAGGACCCAAUGCAAAUGAUAUUACCAUCGUACACUAAUGAAGAGAUGACGUAUGAUUCUACUCUCAAAGUAAAGCACAGUCUAGAGGUCGCUCAGCAGAUGUGUAUUAACGCGAGGCAGUGGGAAACCAGAUAUCUAAGGUUGAGUUUACAGUAUCUCAAACUUCAAACAUUCCUCCAGCACAUAGAUUCAGGCUUUAUGCAGCACAGCUCAAUCUCAGAAUACGUCGAGUCAAAUCACAUGGAGAACAUUAAAACAAUCGCCGAGUUUACUGACUGUCAAGUUCCAUUAACUGAAGGAAACUCUGCUAAUUUCGUGGACCAUCUGGGUUUUAGGACGGAACUAGAAGGAUCGGGAAUGUUUAUGAGGUACAUGUGUCAGGAGCGGCUGCAAGACAACAUCCUCACUAAACUUGAACCUACUGACACCCUUUUUGUGAGGUGGACUAAGUUGCUAGAAAAGACAAAUGAUUCAAUAAAGUGUUCCAAAGAAAGCAAAGAAUUGUGUAGGCAGGGAGUUCCAGGGAAACUGCGAACACGGAUUUGGAAUGCCUUUAUCGACUAUCGGUGCUCUAAACUUAUGAAAUUGAAAGGCCCGAAAUACUACCAAUCGUUAGUGCAAAGCCCAGAAAUAUCUCCAAGUGAUAAACAAAUAAGCUUGGACCUUCACAGAUCCUUUCCAAAGAAUGUCCAUUUUAGCGGUGACCAGGGAACCAAGGUGCCAGUGCUUCAACGAGUUUUAGUAGCGUUCAGUCUUCACAAUAAAGCAAUCGGCUACUGUCAGGGAAUGAACAUGAUAGCGGGGAUGUUGCUGUUUCACCUAGAGGAAGAGGCCGCUUUCUGGGGUCUAGUAGCUAUUCUGGAGAUGAUAAUGCCCUCAGGCUACUACAACACCGAUCUACUCGCUGCCAGGGCCGACCAGAUCAUAUUUCAAGAGUUAGUUGAGGCGAAGUUACCCUGUCUAGCUGCCUACCUCAAACACCACGAUAUCGACUUGUCUCUCUUCUCCUUCAACUGGUUCAUGACAAUCUUUAUAGACUGUCUCCCAAUCAGUGCUGUUAUCAGGCUCUGGGACUUGUUCCUUUUGGAGGGCCACAAAACUCUCCUCAGAUUCUCUCUUUCUCUUGUUAAACUCCACGAGUUCUCUCUAAUGCAGCACCAUGACUCUGUUUCUAUAUUCAACAUGUUUAGGAGCACCGCCAGAUCAUUUUACGACAGCAACUUGAUAAUAAAGUUAGCGUACACGGAGUUCAAGCCGUUUCCAAAGCGGAGCGAACUGUUUAGAAGACACUCCGAGAAGUUGGGGGAUCUGAGGACGGAGCAUGCUGAGAAUGAGAGGCAGUGGAGGGAGAGACAGCAACUACCAGAGUCAGUGGACAGAGACACGUGGGCCAUAGUUCCAGCCGAGCAGAGUCUCUACCCUGUCUGUAAACCCAGCACGUGCAUCCAGCACGCCGCGCAGCACGACCAGGCUUUGUGGGCGGUACAGUCGCGCCCUACUGCAGGUGUUGUUCUGUUGCGGAUAGAUCUGGGAUGUGAGGAGGAGGAAGGGAGAGCUAGUGUUGUGGAGAGGAGUGAGUGUGUGGACAGUAGGAUCACGUGCUGUGCUCACGUGACUGCCGGGUUUAUCCUGCUGGGAACGGCUAACGGUUACGUCAUCACCCACCACCCCACCACUCUCCUCAAGCUCAACACCACCUGGGUCAUGGACUGUGUGCUGGGGAUUGUGGAGUACCACCAGCAGGUUCUGGUGCACCUCACUAACGGCUCCCUGGUCAGGUUUGAGGGAGUGACGGAGAGUGGGCUUUACUCUCCCAGUAUUCUAGAUAUCAGCACUAGUCCUCUCAGGACGGGGCUUGUAGUGAAAAGUGUGCCUCGAGAGGACGGGGUCAGGGAUGAAAUGUGGUGCAGCAGUGGAAAUGCUCUCUUCUUCGUGGAUUUGAUUUCUUGGUCUGUUUCUGAUAAAAUGUCUAUUUCUUCACUGACAAACACUCAGAUCCACCGAAUCGUGGCUUAUUCUCCGAGAAUUGUUUUCAUUUCAGUUCACACCACCAUAUCAGUGUGGGAUAUCAGUAAGAAAACCUGUUUAAGUUCCCACGACUGCAGCUCCGUGUUCCUUCCUCCUCCCUCUAUGAAAUCAAUGUCAAAAUCAAUGUCGUACCAGGGAGUAAAGAUGUCGAUACACUCCUUAUUCUACGACUCCAACUCCAGUACGUUCUGGGUAGGAACAAGUCACGGACACGUCCUGAUAUACGAUGUGAACAACCUCCCCCCAGAUAGCGAGUGUUCGGACGGGGAUGCCAGUGUGACUGUCCUGAGCAGCGAGCCCCCCUUCACCACCCUCCCUAGCACCAGCCCCUCCUCCUCAAGCUCAGGAGCUAAACCUCUAGCUGAACACGACCUCAGUGUGCAAUUUCUGGAGGACGAUGUGUCUCUCGUGGCCUCUCAGCUCGACCUCAAACACGGCUGUAUGGACGCCUCUUUAGUUCUCAUAGCAGAACCCCACAACCCAUGCGAUCUGAGCUUCCCAGGAGAGGUAAACUUAAAUAUCCCUCGACUGAGAAAGGACACGUGCCAGGAGUAUGACGUUAUGGAGGGAGAGGUAAAGUUGGAUAUCCCUCGACUAAGAAAGGACACGUGCCAAGAGUAUGACGUAAUGGAGGACCACUGUGACGUCAUAGAGUCCCCAAGUGACCUGAACAACUCGUCCCCAAUCCACUGUCACAUGUACCACACGUUCAACAGGUACCCCUCCCAAGACGAGACCCUCCAUGAGUCUGACAGAGAGGGAGAGUUCGAGGUGAUAGCAGACCAGGACCCUUGUAACCUCCUCUCACUGAACACUUAUCAGAUACUGUCAGGAGAUCCUAUAGCACACAUGUCCUCUCUAGACCUAGCCCCCCUCAGUAUGUUCAGUGGAGACCCCCUGCGGAGUCCGGGAGUGUUGACGUGCGGGGGAGGGUUAGAUCAGGAGGGGGCUGUAGUCCUGUGGAGACGAGUCAGGGACAGUGAUAAAGCUAAGAGUAGGUGGCAGGCUGAGCCAGUUUCUCUUAAUGAUACUUAACAGUAGGGAGGUUUGUUUGUGUGGACGUUAUUUGUAUUGAGAUGUAUAGCAAGCGGCUUUUACUAAUUCGCUCGCAUUAAAAUUAUCACGUGACUUUGGUUUUCAUGGUUUUGCAGCCGAACAAAACGGUUUGAACUUUGACAUAAACCCUAAUAGUAAUCCGUCAUGGGGGGUAAGAAUUUCACAAUAAUUAUUUUAAUUGAGGCGAGCGAUUUAGUGGGAGCGAGUUAGUCAGUCAUAACAUUGAGCUACUAGUUGUUGUGUUGAGGUAAAGUGUGAUUUAUCAUAUUAAUGUACGAUUAUUAAUUAUUGAUUAUUUAAAAUUAAAUUUGAAUUAUACCAGUAUGAGAGAUGGUUUAGGAUUUUGCUUGAAAGUGAAAUAAAUGCGUUAUUCCUGCAUUGUAUAAAUGCAAUUGAUUAUUAUUUAUUAUCAACAAGUAUUAUACAAAUGAAUGUUGAACUGUUGAUACUAUAUGAAUUUAUUGCACAACGUUGGAAGUAACUUGCGUCUACUACUUUAUUUGCUAUUGAAGUGCAAUAAAUUGAUAAUGAUAUGUCCUAGCUGAAAAUAACAAUUUCAACAAUAAACGUCGUUUUCAAAUAUUACUACUUCGUUUAUUGUUACAUAUGAAUAGAUUCAGCAAGAAUUCGUUGAAUGUUUAAUUUGAUUGUGUAUAUCAUUAAAUUUUCGAUAAUUCAAUGUUUAG